Cotesia congregata is the source of this 432-nucleotide messenger RNA. The record is from the annotation of a GenBank genome assembly. Lineage: Eukaryota; Metazoa; Arthropoda; Insecta; Hymenoptera; Braconidae.
AUGAUUAAAGAAGAUGAAGAUGAUGACAUUCCACCUUGGCUGAGCCAAGUCCAGGAACCAGAAAAAUUGAAAAUGGUCCAACGCCUGGUUUUAAGACGACGAUUGUCGUACAAUACCAAAAGCAACAGGAGACGCAUUGUGCGUACACCUGGUGGCAAAUUGGUCUACCAAUACCUGAAGAAACCCAAGAAGAUCCCCAGGUGUGGUCAAUGCCAUGACAAGCUCAGAGGUAUCCAACCAGCGAGACCAAUGGAGCGGUCACGUAUGUGCAAACGUAAGAAGACAGUAAAGCGCGUCUACGGAGGUGUCUUGUGCCACAAAUGUGUCAAAGAAAGGAUCGUCCGUGCCUUCCUUAUCGAGGAACAGAAAAUUGUCGUGAAAGUAAUCAGAGCACAACAGGCAUCCACUAAAGCUAAGAAGACCGAUAAAUAA